GCGCACACACACUAUACUUCUCUCUCUCUAACUCACUCAGUCACACUGACUGGAGGAAGGCUGCGCCUUUAGUCCAGACACACUCUCACUCACGGGCGCGCACACACAAGACGCAAGGAGCAUAUGUGGAAACGGGGAACGGUUCAGUCCACAAAGAGGCUGCUGCGGUUCGCCUGUGUGCGCCAUUCUUCUUCAAAAACAAGUUUAAUUUACUCUUAUUUAUUUAUUUAUGUAACAGCUGGCGUGUUUUUGUUUUUGGAGCAGUGACAAGCGGAGGAUUUAACAUGCCAGACUUCUAAGGAGACAUCACUUCAUUCUCCCCUUGAUUCUUCCCCCUCUGUGGAAAUAAUCGCCACAUUGUGCGCACAGAAAAAUGGGGGCCAAAAUGAUCCAAACCAAAGGAAACCCACUCUCCAAGGCGACGCUUGCGCUGCUGAUUCUGGUCGCGCUCCUGCAGGGCGCGACUGGUAAGACUCUGAAAUACAAAGUUUACGAGGAGCAAAAAGUGGGGACAGUCAUAGCGCGGCUGAAAGAGGACGUUGCCGGGAUUUUAUCCAAACUACCAAGUUCCCUGACGUUUCGGUUCCGCGCCAUGCAGCGGGGGAGUACGCCGUUCCUGUCUGUUCGGGAGGAGGACGGGGAGAUCAGCAUUGGCACCAAAAUCGAUCGCGAGAAGCUUUGUGAGAAAAACUUGAACUGCUCGAUUGAGUUCGACGUGGUCACGUUGCCCAGGGAGUACUGGCAGCUGUUCCAUGUGGAGGUGGAGGUGCUGGACAUAAACGACAACUCCCCGCACUUCUCCCGCGCCAUAGUCCCCAUUGAGAUUUCUGAGAGCGCAUCGGUUGGGACGCGCAUCCCGCUGGACGGCGCCAUGGACGCGGACGUUGGGGAGAACUCCCUGCACACUUACUCCCUGACACCCAAUAACUUCUUUAAAAUCGACGUGAGGACCAGAACGGACGGGGCUAAGUACGCAGAGCUGGUGGUGAUGAGGGAACUGGACCGUGAGGUGCAGUCCAGCUACCAGUUGCAGCUUACAGCCUCGGAUAAUGGCGUGCCUCCCAAGUCAGGAUCCACUUUACUCAAAAUAAGUAUCUCAGAUUCCAACGACAAUAGCCCAGCCUUUGAUGAGCAGGCUUAUAGCAUCAGUUUGCUGGAAAACUCCCCCCUUGGGACUCUGAUCAUUGAUUUAAAUGCCACAGACCCAGAUGAAGGAACUAAUGGAAAAAUAGUUUACUCUUUCAGCAGCCACGUCUCCCCAAAGAUCUUAGAAAUGUUUAAGAUAAACCCAGAAAAUGGCCACAUUACACUCAUUCAGAAAGUGGACUAUGAAACCACAGCCUCUUACGAGCUGGAUGUUCAGGCUCAGGACUUGGGCCCUAAUUCCAUUCCUGGACUUUGCAAAAUUGUGGUUAAAGUGGUGGAUGUGAAUGACAACAAACCAGAGAUAAACAUCAAUCUGAUGACGCCUGGCAAAGAGGAAGUGGCCUACAUUUCCGAGGGGGCCCCAGUAGACACGUUCAUAGCUCUGGUGCGUGUUGAUGACAUCGAUGCAGGCCUCAAUGGUGAAGUGGUGUGCAGGCUGCAUGGUCAUGGCCACUUCAGGCUUCAGAAGACCCACGAGAAGAACUACAUGAUUCUCACCAAUGUGUCUCUGGACAGGGAGAAGAGGUCAGAGUACAGUCUGACAGUCAUAGCUGAAGACCGGGGUUCCCCAAGCCUCUCCACCAUCAAACAUUUCACCGUCCAGGUGUUAGAUGAAAACGAUAAUCCUCCACGUUUUGAGAAAAGCCGCUAUGAAGUCUUUAAAUCUGAGAACAACUCUCCUGGAGCCUACUUGAUGACUGUGGUGGCCUCAGAUCCAGAUCUUGGUACCAAUGGCCAGGUCACUUACACCAUCAUAGAAGCUUCAGUCCAAGGGAGCCCCAUUUCUACCUACGUCACCAUCGACCCCUCUAAUGGCGCCAUCUACGCUCUUCGCAGCUUUGACCACGAGGACGUCAGCCGGAUAGCCUUCACUGUUCAGGCACGUGAUGGGGGGAACCCCUCACUGUCCACCAACACCACAGUCCUGCUUACUGUUCUGGAUGAAAACGACAACCCACCCGUGAUCCACUCCCCCUCUCUCCGAAAUCACACAGCUGAGCUUCCUGUAUGGAAGUAUGCAUCGCCCGGUCAGCUGAUCACGGCACUCAAAGUCACGGAUCGCGACUCUGGAGCCAACGGAGAGAUGAGCUGCGCCAUUGUUGGCGGUAAUGAAGAUGGGCUGUUUAUAAUGGACGCACGGCGGUGUGAGCUCAGAACCAAUGCCAGCCUGGAGCAGGCUCCUAGGGAUGUGAUGGAGAUUCGGGUGGAGGUGCAGGACAGAGGCACCAGCCGGCUGACCACAGCAGCGCUCCUCAGGCUGUCCCUACAGGAAACCAUGGACAUCCUUCCCCCUCUGUAUCCCACCGGCUCCAGCCAGGCCUCACUCGAUCUCUCCCUCAUCGUCAUCAUCUCUCUGGGUGCCGUUUGCGCCCUUCUACUCAUCGUCAUGGUGAUGUUCGCAACGGCCCGUUGUAACCGCGAAAAGAAAGACCCCAGACACAACUAUAACUGCCGUGUAGCGGAGAACAGUUACCAGAACCACCCCAAGAAGCCCGCCAGGCAGAUCCACAAGGCAGAUAUCACCUUGGUCCCAACUGUCAAUGGGACCUUACCUGUCCGGGCACACCCACGCUCCCCUUUACCUUCCCCCACACCUGAGAGAGGCACCUUGGGGAGCAGGCAGAGCCACCACAGCAGGCAGUCACUCAACAGCCUGGUCACCAUCUCCUCCAACCAUGUCCCAGAGAACUUUGCUCUGGAGCUGGCCCAUGCAACACCUCCUGUAGAGCAAGUCUCACAGCUUCUGUCCAUGCUCCAUCAGGGCCAGUACCAGCCACGACCAAGCUUCAGAGGCAACAAAUACACCAGGAGCUACAGAUAUGCCCUGAAUGAGAUGGAUAAAUUCAGUUUAAAGGACAGCGGUCGUGGAGACAGUGAAGCCGGAGACAGCGACUAUGAACCUGGCAGGGAGUCGCCAAUGGAGAGGCUCCUUGGUGAGGGCUUUACUGAGCUAUAUGCCCAUGAUGGCCACCACAGACCGCAUGCAGCUAUGAGGCUCUGCACUGAGGAGUGUCGCGUCUUGGGCCACUCGGAUCAGUGCUGGAUGCCCCCCCUGGCCUCCCCCGCCUCAUCCUCCUCCGACUAUCGCAGCAACCUCUACAUUCCAGGGGAGGAAGCCCGCCAGGCCACCGACAUUGCUCAGGAAAAAGUCCCCCAGCCCUGCACUGAUACCUGCCCCUCCCGGAACCAGAGCUUUUCUACCUUCGGCAAGGACCUGGGUGGGGAGGAUGGCGGAGAGGAGGAGGGAGGAGAAGGUGGCUCUGACGAGGCCAGAGAUGAAGACCUGUGUGGGACCACGUCGCUGCUGUCGGAGAUGAGCAGCGUGUUCCAGAGGUUGCUGCCACAGGGUCUGGACUCGUACGUCCAGGUCAACGAGAACCAGAAGGGGACUAGCCUAAGUGGAGUGGGCGUGCCAAUGACCGGUUCUUUAGAUCGCAGGAGGGGUCAUCUACCUGGUAAGCCCAGUCCCUCUGUUCACCAGCAGGGCGUGGCGGCCUGGGCUGCCAACACUCACUUCCAGAAUCCAGGAAGCAGCAUUGGUCCAUCCGGCCAGCACCAGGGGGGUAGCUACCACACCCUCAAGCCAAACACCAAGCUCAGCUCCCAGAGCAGCAACCACAAGGGCUCGCAAGCCCCCAAAAACAGCCCCCAGAACAGCGGCCACAGCCCCAAACCCCACAGCAGCCCCCUGCUAACAGCGCUGGUCAGCCCAACACUGGUGCAGCCCUCCAUGGCCCCGACCCCGCUGCCUGUCCCGCUCAACGGGCCCUCCUCCAAGUGGCUGCCGGCUAUGGAGGAGAUUCCAGAGAACUACGAGGAGGAUGACUUUGACUCAGUUCUGGGUCACCUUCAGGGCAAACGCAGCGACAGCCGACACGAGCUGGUGGACGCCAGCGAGCUGGUGGCCGAGAUCAACAAACUCUUACAGGACGUCCGGCAGAGUUAGCCGCCUCCUUUAUUUAUUAACACACUCACAGCCUCCUUUCCUCCGGGAUGAAAGUGAGUCGGUGGGUGUCAAAAGACAGAAAGACAGGAACUCGAAUAAGAAACAAAGACAAAUAAAUUUAAGACUUGCACUUGUCGUUAAAUUUGCAUUUCUAAUGAAAUAAAUGUGUUUUGUGAAUGCUAAAUAUCCAAAAAUGUUUGUUAAUUGCUAGUUUGGUACACAAUGUACACUGUGUGACUGUAUUUAUCUUUGUAUUUUAAAAAUACAUUUGUAUACUUAUAUUUAUAAAAAAGUGUAUAUAAAUUUAAUCAAAAGUUUAUUUUUAUAUUUUAUUGCAUGUUGAGUACAAAAUGCUGAAUCAAGACUUUGACAUGCGAUUGAAGUUCUGCAUAUUUAAACUGUCUUUUGUAUCGUGAUUCUUUUUUUAUUGUCUCUGUUACCUGUAAACACGAAUAUAUAAUGAAUUAAUGGACACUUGUGUUUGUGAUUAAUUGUGGGGAAACAGAUGGGAGAAAAAUAAAAAUAAUA
Melanotaenia boesemani (Boeseman's rainbowfish) is the source of this 4621-nucleotide messenger RNA. It is a transcript of the gene pcdh18b, whose product is annotated as protocadherin 18b. Bases 374 to 4093 code for a protein of 1239 amino acids. NCBI's taxonomy places the organism in Eukaryota, Metazoa, Chordata, Actinopteri, Atheriniformes, Melanotaeniidae. The record is from RefSeq and is a predicted model, not a curated record. Gene Ontology annotation, molecular function: calcium ion binding. Gene Ontology annotation, cellular component: plasma membrane. Gene Ontology annotation, biological process: homophilic cell-cell adhesion. The transcript is spliced from 4 exons.